Mesorhabditis spiculigera is the source of this 672-nucleotide messenger RNA. The record is from the annotation of a GenBank genome assembly. Lineage: Eukaryota; Metazoa; Nematoda; Chromadorea; Rhabditida; Rhabditidae.
AUGUCCCUACGACACGCGUGGUCCCGUUCAGCUCAUCUACUUGGCCGACGAUUAUUGUUGAAAGCCACGACGUCUCCCUCCACAUUUGCCGCCUCAACACGACAAUUGUCCAUCAGUCCCAGUCUUUUCGAGGCCGCCGAGCCGUUCAAGCCAACGCCGGAAGGGGAGAAGAAACGGGAAGAUCAACAACGACGACGAAACAUUGCCAUCGGCGCCUCCCUUUUUAUCGUCUGGGUCUCGACGCACGGGCUAUUGCUAUGGAGGAGACGACGCGAGAAUCGAACCCUCAAUAAAGACCUGCCGCCCAUCGACAUUGAGGAGUUUGUGACGCGUUAUUUGAGCACCGGAAAGGUAAACAAGAUCGUCUACCAGCCGGCAUUCAACGUCGCGAACGUCUACCUGAGCCAUCCGGACGAGCCGAGCAAGGCGAAGGCCAUGGCUAUGUUCUCCUACCUGCCCGACCAAAUUGCUCGCCCGCCCGACGUGCGCUUCGACUUUGACGAGGGCUUCGAUUCGCUGAAGCUGACGUUGGAGGCGGCGAUGAAGGCUUUCUUCCCCGAGGGCAACGCACCGCAGUUCAGCGUCGAAAACGACCAAUUCCCCUCGAUGCGGGAAUUCGGCUUCAUCUUCCUGGCGACACUCUUCACCCUCGCCGCGCUGAUGGCCGGGAAA